Messenger RNA from Trichomycterus rosablanca, 4362 nucleotides. RefSeq names its product phosphoinositide-3-kinase, regulatory subunit 1 (alpha) (gene pik3r1). The record is from RefSeq and is a predicted model, not a curated record. Gene Ontology annotation, biological process: insulin receptor signaling pathway; phosphatidylinositol phosphate biosynthetic process. The transcript is spliced from 15 exons. Lineage: Eukaryota; Metazoa; Chordata; Actinopteri; Siluriformes; Trichomycteridae. Gene Ontology annotation, molecular function: protein binding; 1-phosphatidylinositol-3-kinase regulator activity. Bases 571 to 2757 code for a protein of 728 amino acids. Gene Ontology annotation, cellular component: phosphatidylinositol 3-kinase complex.
CGCGCUGGAGUCAGUCGGGCGGAGUCGUGAUUAUAGGCUGCAGGAGCCACGUUUCCAAGUUAGAGAAAUAGUACUAAACUUCAUUUCGGACCCGAAUUUAUUCAACCGUAGACUAGUAGUUUGCUCAGAAGGAUUGUUGGAAGUGGAUUUUGGUGGAAAUUGGGAUUUAUUUUCGAGCUAACGCGGCUAGUUGCUAACUGCAGUUUUACGGAAAGAGAGAUUUUCAUGGCCCAGCUCUGACGGGACUUCGCUCAAGUUGCCAAAGUUGUGGUAACACUGGCUUAACCUCAUUUCAGACCUCUCACAAAUGGAAACAAUAUUUUUAAAGCACCAUGAGUGUACUUUAGAUCACUGGAGAAUUAGUUUUACCUAAAGGACUGACCACUACAAGUGGACAACUGCAGCAUGAUACCUUUGUAACUGUGUAGUUUUCAGAUAAAUAUAUUUUUGCAUCGUAAAGAAAAAGUUUAGUCAUAUCCCAAGCAGUUUGUGAAAACAUUGCAGGAUUUUGACAAAGGCGCAGAACAAAAUUUGUUCAUAGUAAAAGAUAAGCAAUUCUAAGAUAUCAAGAUGAGCGCAGAAGGAUACCAGUACAGAGCACUGUAUGACUAUAAGAAAGAAAGAGAGGAGGACAUUGACCUGCAUGUCGGCGACAUACUCAUUGUGAGUAAAGGUGCUCUUUUAGCACUUGGUUAUGGCGAAGGUCUGGAGGAAAGGCCGGAGGAGAUAGGCUGGCUGCCUGGUUAUAACGAAAUGACUCAGGAAAAAGGGGACUUCCCUGGUACUUACGUGGAGUUCAUUGGCAAGAAGAAGAUUUCUCCACCAACACCAAAACCACGACCUCCCAGACCUCUGCCGGUUGCACCCGGACCAGCCAAGAGCGACUCGGACUCUGAGCAAGGAGGUCCCAGUGCUUUGCUAGAUCUGACUGAGCAGUUCGCUCUUCCCGAAAUGGCCCCACCCAUGCUGCUUAAACUGCUGGAGGCCAUCGAAAGGAAAGGUCUGGACAACCCGACCCUGUACAGAAAUUUCACUGCUGGAGGUGGACUGGAUGUCCGACAGUGUUUUGAUCUGGAUGGUCCACCGGUGGAUCUGGAGCAGCUAGACCUGCAGACCUUGUGUGAUGGUCUGAGACGCUAUCUGUUGGAUUUGCCCCAGCCUGUCGUUCCCUCUGCAAUCUACACUGAGAUGGUACACAUUGCCCAAGAGGCUCAGGGCACAGAUGAGUGUGCACAGCACCUGCGGAGGGUUGCCAGUUCCUCUGCUCUGCCCCCACAGUACUGGCUGACGCUGCAGUGCCUGCUGAGACACUUUGCGCACGUGUGCCAGGCCUCAGCGGCUAACCUGCUAAAUGCCCAUGCACUUGCCGAGAUCUUCAGCCCUGCACUGUUCCGACAUCAAACGUCCAGCUGUGAGCCCAUCCCAGAGUCCCACAUUAGAGUUAUUGAAGUCCUGGUGACCAGCGAAUGGAGCAGCAGCCAGGCAGCUCCAGCACUACCUCCAAAACCACCCAAGCCGACCCCUGUCACUAACAACGGUAUGAACAACAACAUGGCUCUGCAAGAUGCUGAAUGGUACUGGGGUGACAUUUCAAGGGAGGAGGUCAACGAGAAGCUGAGAGACACAGCUGACGGAACGUUUUUAGUUCGAGAUGCCUCCACUAAAAUGCACGGCGACUACACACUUACUUUAAGAAAAGGAGGUAACAACAAGCUGAUCAAAAUAUUUCAUCACGAUGGGAAAUAUGGUUUCUCAGAUCCUUUGACUUUUAACUCGGUGGUCGAGCUGAUUAAUCACUACCGGCACGAAUCGCUUGCACAGUACAACCCCAAACUAGAUGUGAAACUGCUGUAUCCUGUGUCUAAGCACCAGCAGGAUCAGGUAGUAAAAGAGGACAACGUCGAAGCUGUGGGCAAGAAAUUGCACGAAUACCAUUUGCAGUACCAAGAGAAAAACAGGGAAUAUGACCGACUGUACGAGGAGUACACCAGAACGUCUCAGGAGAUCCAGAUGAAAAGGACAGCUAUCGAAGCCUUCAACGAGACCAUCAAGAUCUUUGAGGAGCAGUGUCAAACUCAGGAGCGCUACAGCAAAGAGUACAUCGAGAAGUUCAGAAGAGAGGGCAAUGAAAAAGAGAUCCAGAGGAUCAUGGGAAACUAUGAGAAGCUGAAGUCCAGGAUCAGCGAGAUCGUGGACAGCAAACGUCGUCUGGAGGAAGACUUGAAGAAGCAGGCAGCCGACUACAGAGAGAUCGACAAGAAGAUGAACAGCAUAAAGCCCGACCUCAUCCAGCUCAGGAAGACCAGGGAUCAGUAUCUCCUUUGGUUGACACAAAAGGGCGUCAGGCAAAAGAAGCUCAACGAGUGGCUGGGAAUAAAAAACGAAAACCAGGAAGAUCAAUACUCGAUGGUGGAGGAUGACGAGGACCUGCCACAUCACGACGAGCGCGCCUGGAAACUGGGCAACAUUAACCGCACCCAGGCUGAAGCUGUACUGCGUGGCAAAAGAAACGGAACAUUCCUGGUCCGAGAGAGCAGCAAACCGGGCUGCUACGCCUGCAGUGUCGUCGUGGAUAACGAGGUCAAGCACUGCGUCAUCAACAAAACUCCCACAGGCUUCGGCUUCGCGGAGCCCUACAACUUGUACGGCUCCCUGAAAGAACUCGUCUUGCACUACCAGCACACAUCCCUGGUUCAGCACAAUGACUCUCUGAAUGUCACAUUAGCGUACCCAGUGUACGCACACCAGAGGCGGUGAGGACCGGACAACGAACCUCAAUGGGACACUCUUGACAGACGGAAGCUUAGAAGAAGGUCUCGGCUCCUGCAGCAGCGCCUCCACUUUGGUUUCAGGAUAGACGGCUGGCUUUCACCCAUGGCUGGCGGACAAAACUCAACCUAAAAGGGGAGUUUUAACUGGUGACCAGUCCAGAAUCUUGAAUGUUGGUUUUUUUUGGCAGUCAAGAGGAGGACAAAAUAUCUUCUAAUAUCUCUCUCACAAAAUGAAGGACUUCUGGAGGCCUUUCGUAAUCGGUGCUUGUUCAUUUCAAAGCUUUUUACCUGCUGCUGAAAUGUGACUAUGAGAACCUCUGGGGUGCAUCUUUUUCACGCUACUCGGAGCGCAAACACGCGCGUACACGAGCGAGAGAAGUGGAUGUGUUCGCGGGCAUAAUGUGACCAAAACUCACAGUAUAUUAAAGCUAUUCGUCCAUGGGGCGUUCAAGGUGACGACAUGAGGAAGGAAACCUUCAUGAACAUGAACAGACCAUGGAAUCAGCUGAUCAAUGUAGCAAGAUAGCACUUUCAAAUCAGUAUAUUUUCUUUUCCUUUAUAGAGGACUUCAAAACUGAACUAGUGAACGUCAAAUCUCGAACGAGCAAAACAAAGAGGACGACAGGAUGCGUGGCAUUUACUUUUGUAAGCAUUACAGAGACGACUUCUCUCUCUCUCACGGACAAGCAAGGCAAAGCGAAAGGACCCUAGACGGACUUACACGCUGUACAUAAGGAGAUAUUCAAAACGAUGAAACGAUGAAUAUUGUACCAAAAUUAGCGCUCGGUUCUUUCUGUUGUAUUCUAAUGUGCUAUGCAAGAUUUGUUCUUCAUGCCAGAGUUGUGAUUUUUUUUAUUUUACAUGUUGCUAUCCAUAAUAUAAACUUUCUUUUGGUUUUUAAAGCUUGAAGUCUUUUUUAUGUUAGUAAACGGAUGUUAAGAAUCAAAGAUGACUUCAGUUUUACAACAAAUGAUAAAGUACUUUAUUAUUACAAAUCUCUAUUUACAGCUAAUAAGAUUAAACGAGUAUUUUUCACGUUCAGCUCAUUUUGUCUAGGCAGAGCCUGUAGGACAGUAGUGCUGCUUUUUUUUUCAGUAGUUCCGGUAAUAUAUCUGAACGUUUGAUCAGUUUAAAGUCUUCACAUCUUUUCAGUCUAAUGAAUUUUUGUUAAGCCAUUGUGUUUGUGGUACAUGUUCCACAAAUGUGGAAUAAGGCAAGUCCGAGACUAUACUGUCAUAUUCAAGUGGUACAAACGCCACCCCACGUUCCUUAUCCAUGAUGUUUUUCUGUAUCAGAAAAAUGUACUAGUGUUUACAUGAGUGAGUCAUUUUGUUAUUUUGAAUUGCACCUAUAUUCUGGUUUCACUUAAUUCUAAUAAAUGGUAGCCUUACCAUUUCAAAGAAACUCAAGUUACUUUCAUUUGUAACUGCCAGCUCGGUGGCCACAAUUCAUCGCUGUCGUUCGAUUUCUCAAGCUUUAUGACUGGUGAAGUCUGUUUGCCAUAAGGAUUUGCCUCCAGCUUGAAUCGUGUCUAUAUUGCAGUUAUGCAUCCAAUGAUAUUUUGCAUAAAUAAACACCAUUGUGACACCAA